Pistacia vera is the source of this 1785-nucleotide messenger RNA. Its product is annotated as putative disease resistance protein RGA3. The record is from RefSeq and is a predicted model, not a curated record. Gene Ontology annotation, molecular function: ADP binding. The transcript is spliced from 2 exons. Gene Ontology annotation, biological process: defense response to other organism. Bases 1 to 1785 code for a protein of 594 amino acids. NCBI's taxonomy places the organism in Eukaryota, Viridiplantae, Streptophyta, Magnoliopsida, Sapindales, Anacardiaceae.
AUGGCUGAAGCACUCGUUUCUGUUGUCUUGGAGCAGUUGGCUUCAAUAGCUCGUCAACUAGUUGAAGAACGGUUGAGGCUAGUGGUGGGUGUUGAUGAUGAUGUCCAAAAUCUCACCCGCAAUUUUCGGUCCAUUCAAGCUGUCCUUGAAGAUGCAGAGAACAGACAAUUCAAGGAGAGUGCUGUGAGGGUUUGGUUGGAUAAGCUUAAAGAGGCAUCCUAUGACAUCGAUGAUGUGUUGGAUGAGUGGAACACUUCUAUUGGGAAAUUACAAGUCAAUGAAGUUGAAAAUGCUUCCAAGCCUAUGAUCAAAAAGGUAUGUUCACUCAUCCCUUGUUAUACAUUUUGUUUUAGAAAAGUUAUCCUGCCUUGUGCCAUUGCUCGCAAGAUAAAAAGUUUAAGUAAAACAAUAGAUGAUAUUGCUACGGAAAAAGAUAGGUUUCGUUUCAGUUCGGAAGCGCGCACUAUAGAUAUAAAACCACCAAUGACUGCAUCUUUUGGUGAUAUAUCAAUGGUUCAUGGAAGAGAAGCUGAUAAGGAGGAGUUAUUAAACAAGUUAUUGAAUGAGAGUAGUCAAGAGCCAGCCAUCUCUAUUGUUUCUAUUGUAGGGAUGGGUGGAAUCGGUAAAACUACUCUUGCUCGAUUAGUUUUUGAUAGUGAUAAGGUGAAAACCCAUUUUGACAAAAAAAUAUGGGUCUGUGUCUCGAAACCUUUUGAUGAGAUUAGGAUUGCAAAAGCAAUCCUUGAAUCUCUUGGAGGUGAUCCAUCAAAACUAGGUGAACUAGAAACUAUAUUGCAACAUCUAAGUCAAGAUCUUGAUAAGAAUAAGUUUUUUCUUGUCCUAGAUGAUGUAUGGACUGAAGAUUUCAAAAAUUGGGAACAAUUAAAAGAUUGUUUAAAGUGUGGUUCUCAAGGAAGUAGAAUUCUAGUUACCACACGUAAGCAAAAUGUUGCCAAAACUAUAGGAGCCACCAACAUGAUCUUGUUAGGGACAUUAUCAGAAAAUGAGUCUUGGUUGUUAUUUAGUCAAAUGGCAUUUUCCCGUGAAGCCAGUGAAAACUUAGUAGAUAUUGGUAGAAAAAUUGUAGCCAAAUGCAAGGGCUUACCUCUUGCUAUAAAAACCUUAGGAAGCCUCUUGAGUUUCAAAACAAAUACUAGAGAAUGGCAAAAUGUUCUAGAUAGUGAAAUGUGGGAAAUAGAAGAGGUAGAACAAGGGAUAUUUCCACCUUUACUAUUGAGCUAUUAUGAUUUGCCUUUUCCAUUAAAAAAAUGCUUCUCAUAUUGUGCUAUUUUCCCGCAAGAUCAUGAGAUAAAGAAAGAUGAAUUAAUUAAGUUAUGGAUGGCGCAAAGUUAUCUUAAGGAAAAGCGAAACAAAGAUAUGGAGUUAAUUGGGGAAGAGUAUUUUGAAAAUUUAGCAAUGCGCUCUUUUUUUCAAGACUUUAAGAAAAAUAUAUAUGACGGUAGAAUAGAAAGCUGUAAGAUGCAUGAUAUAGUGCAUGAUUUUGCUCAAUUUCUUACCAAAAAUGAAUGUUUAAGAAUAGAGACUGAUAAUUAUGUUGAGUCUCAAUUAAAGUCUUCUUUAAAAAAUGCUCGACACUCAAUGCUAAUACUUGGAAAACCAGACUUAUUUCCUGUAGGCGUUGAUAAUAAUAAAAAAUUGCAUAGUCUUUUGGUUAAGAGUCAAGAUUCAAGAAGCCGACAGACUCUGUCCAAAUUAUUUGAUAACUUAAGUCUACGAGCAUUACAAUUUAGUCGAAAUGAGCAUCGAUUUAAGAGAAUUGCCUAA